Heterostelium album PN500 is the source of this 588-nucleotide messenger RNA. It is a transcript of the gene msp, whose product is annotated as membrane selenoprotein. The transcript has 5 exons. Lineage: Eukaryota; Evosea; Eumycetozoa; Acytosteliales; Acytosteliaceae. Bases 1 to 588 code for a protein of 195 amino acids. The record is from RefSeq and is a predicted model, not a curated record.
AUGUCUUUCUUUGCUGACAUUCCUAAGUAUGAGGAAGAUUGCGAGGGUGGUGAUGAUUGUUGCUCCACUGCCAACAAUAACCUCUCCGAUGAAGCCGAUGAAAAAGUAAGAGAAGAAUCAGACAAGGAUAAGAAACCAUUAUACAUUGCUAUUCUCUCUGUACUCAUUUCAAUUCCAGCUUUGGGCUUUGCACACGCCAUUACAUUUGCCAUUUCACUCACAAUUUUGAGUAAUCUCUCACAAUAUCACUAUCACAAGUGCUGCACACGUCGUAGUGAUAAAGGUCAUUGGUACAAGUUCGGACCAUUCUAUUUAACUGCAGUAGCUGUGCCGUUCGCUACUGUUGAUAUCCUGCGUCAUAUCCUAGUUGAUAAUGGUCUCUGGACAACUAAAUCUCGUUGGAGUCCAGCUGCUUAUCGUCCAGGUUGUAAUUCAGAAAGUAUGAAGUGUCUGUCUGCUACUGGUUGGUUCUUUGUUGUUUUCUGUACCUACUUUGGAUAUAUCCUAUUGAUGGUGGGUACCAUUUGGUGUGCUGAUCUACAUUUGAAGAUCAAGAAACUCUGGAAACAACUCCGUCCAUCUAAAUAA